UGACAGCAUAAUCAAACAGCAGAGCACACAAGAUGUACAAAACAAGCUUUCAAAUGAAAACAGUGAGUGGUUGAGUGGUGAUGGGAAAAAUAGAGGAAGACGAACAUGUGAAGGAUAGUGAGACCGAGAGAAAUGAAGAGGGAGGUGAAGAAGAGAGUCUUGCUGAGGAAGAAGAUGAAAGUGAGGGGGUUGGGCAGGAACAGGAGAACAGUGCUGUUGAAGAUGAAGAAGAAAGAGAGAGCGAGAAUUAUGAAGAUAGAGGAGAGAGUGCUCAACAGGGAGAGGAGGACAGGGAAGAAGAGGAAAGUGAGGCAACUGAAAAGGACGAGGACGAGGACGACAGCAAUAGCGUACAGAGUAGCAAAAGUGAGGGAGAGAUGAGUAAAGGAGGAAAAAAGUGGAGAUGAGACUAAAA
Sinocyclocheilus grahami is the source of this 415-nucleotide messenger RNA. Its product is annotated as glutamic acid-rich protein-like. The record is from RefSeq and is a predicted model, not a curated record. The transcript has a single exon. Lineage: Eukaryota; Metazoa; Chordata; Actinopteri; Cypriniformes; Cyprinidae. The coding region runs from base 81 to 407 and encodes 108 amino acids.